AUGGCGGAGCAGAGGUACUGCGUGGACUAUGCCAAGCGCGGCACCGCGGGCUGCAAGAAGUGCAAGGAGAAGAUCGUGAAAGGAGUGGUGCGCAUUGGGAAGAUCGUCCCCAACCCCUUCACGGAGUCUGGAGGGGACAUGAAGGAGUGGUACCAUGUGAAGUGCAUAUUUGAGAAGCUAGAGAAGGCCCGGGCCACCACCAAGAAAAUUGAAGACAUCACAGACUUGGAAGGAUGGGAGGAGCUACAAGAUCAGGAGAAGGAAUUAAUCAACAAGCACAUCUCAGAAGCUAAUUCCAAGUCUUCAGGCACACCGAAGAAGAAGGUGAUAGUCCAAGCUAAGAUCACUGCCACAGGACAGAUAACUACAAAAGAUCCUUUAGCUCUCAUCACUCCAUCACCAAAGAAGUUUUCUGGCUUCACAG
Molecule: messenger RNA, 424 nt
Organism: Merops nubicus (carmine bee-eater)
Lineage: Eukaryota; Metazoa; Chordata; Aves; Coraciiformes; Meropidae
Product: DNA ligase 3-like
Exons: 2
Biological process (GO): double-strand break repair via alternative nonhomologous end joining; lagging strand elongation; mitochondrial DNA repair
Cellular component (GO): DNA ligase III-XRCC1 complex
Molecular function (GO): DNA binding; zinc ion binding
Source: RefSeq, a predicted model, not a curated record